Messenger RNA from Magnolia sinica, 871 nucleotides. RefSeq names its product iron-sulfur assembly protein IscA-like 2, mitochondrial. The transcript is spliced from 4 exons. Gene Ontology annotation, biological process: iron-sulfur cluster assembly. Gene Ontology annotation, molecular function: iron ion binding; 2 iron, 2 sulfur cluster binding; 4 iron, 4 sulfur cluster binding. The record is from RefSeq and is a predicted model, not a curated record. The coding region runs from base 173 to 637 and encodes 154 amino acids. Gene Ontology annotation, cellular component: mitochondrion. Lineage: Eukaryota; Viridiplantae; Streptophyta; Magnoliopsida; Magnoliales; Magnoliaceae.
AAUAUUGCACAUAUACACCGCUUGCAAGGAAGGCGCUAGACACCCCCGGCGCAGCUUAGCAACCUUCCUUUGCCUCCUCUGCAAACGACCGCGAAACGAAAGCAAAUCGAAUUAGGAUUCCAAGAUUGGCCGGGCUGCGGCUAACAUGAGCUGAGGUGGCUAAGAGAGAGCGAUGUCCUCCACCUCUAGAUCUCUCCUCCACCGCCUAACGCCCUUCAUCACCACUCGCCUCCGCCAAAACCAGAGGCUUCUCUCAUCCGCCGUCAGAAUCGAAGAAUCUCCAAUACCAACGGUUCAGGAAGAUGCCGUACACAUGACAGAAAAUUGCAUUCGGAGAAUGAAAGAGCUGCAUUCCAAAGAAGCAUCUGCAGGAGGAAAGAUGCUUCGUUUGAGCGUUGAAGCUGGAGGCUGUUCUGGGUUCCAAUAUGCCUUUUUGCUGGAUGACAAAGCCAAUUCAGAUGAUAGAAUUUUCGAGAAGGAAGGUGUCAAGCUGGUGGUUGAUACAAUCUCAUAUGACUUUGUCAAAGGUGCCACUGUUGAUUAUGUUGAGGAGCUGAUCCGCUCUGCUUUCCUGGUGACAACAAAUCCAAGAGCUGCCGGUGGCUGCAGUUGUAAAAGCUCUUUCAUGGUGAAAUAACCAUUGUCAGAUACAGAAGCUGAUCUACCCUCAUACUCUGAUUUUGUUUUCCAUAUACUCCGUUCCAGCACAGCUCGAGUCUUUCUCGGCUUUCCUCAGACUGGUAAUCACAGCUUGUAUUAGAAUUAUUUCUUGAUGACCAUAAUAAAUACAAUUCAGGGCUUCUCUCAUGUAUCAGUUUUCAUUUUUGUAACAAUAUAUUUUUGCUGCCUAUUUAUAAAGUAACUCUGUUGC